This is a messenger RNA of Chlamydomonas reinhardtii, 1204 nucleotides long. RefSeq lists its product as uncharacterized. Lineage: Eukaryota; Viridiplantae; Chlorophyta; Chlorophyceae; Chlamydomonadales; Chlamydomonadaceae. The transcript has 3 exons. The record is from RefSeq and is a predicted model, not a curated record. The coding region runs from base 228 to 593 and encodes 121 amino acids.
GGUAUUACAACACAAUAUCAGACAUGCAGAUGCUACGCGCAAAGCCUUUCUGCGGGGCGACCCCGUGCGCCCGGCCAACACGGGUGCUACGGAUAAAUGCCGCUCAGCAGCAAUCACCGCUCAAGACGCUAGCAAUUAAGCGCGAUGAGCAGGCCGAGGCCUCACCAUCAGUUCUACCACUUGCAUCCCUCGCGGCGCUUACCACGCUGUUUACCGCGAGCCGCGCUAUGGCCGUCGAAGUGCCGGAAGUUUCCGCUGAGGACAUUACCAUCAUGGCCGCGAGCCAGCCGGAUGCCGGCAUUCAGUCCAUCAUCGUGGGCCUGCUGUUCGGCACCGUUGUGGCGCUGCUGCUGGUCGUGACGGGAGGGGUGGCCUACAUCAACAUCAAGCAGUGGCUGGACGCGCGCCAGGAGAAGGAGGACCGCGACAAGGAGAAGGCGGCACCCGCGGCCGCCGCCAGCAGCAGCGCCGCCAAGUCGAGCGGCAAGGAGGAGGACCCCAACGCGGUGGUGCCGCUCAAGCGCGCCAACCGCAUCAAGAAGGAGAAGGGCAAGGGCUUCGCCGCCGCCGACCAGUUCACCAGCCGCCGGUGAUCCUAUGGAGCUGUGCAGUGGCUUGCUGGUGGGGCGCAGAAUGCGGGGUGACAAGUUUUUGCGACUGGAGUGCGGGACGAGGGAGAGUGUGCGUGUAUGUGUGUGUGGUUGGAGAGAGGCGUGGGGUCUGCUUUCGGGUCCGCGCACGAAUGGGUGGGCGGUGCUGCUGGGCGAGAGGGCGUUUGGCCGCUUGUCUAGAUGGCAGGGCCUGCAAUUAUGAAUCUUGUGGGCUGCGGAUGAUCUACGGUGCGUGCCGGCCGCGUUUUUGCGACAUGGAGUGGAGGUGGAGGCGAUCGGGGGGCGAGGGAAGAUAGGGCAUCGUCAGGGUCCUGUAGUGGCGGUGCGGGGUUGUAGGCGGCAAGUCCGGACACAUAGACGGGCAGUGGCGGGUCCAGCGCAAAGCCACCGGCCAAGCGCAAAAGCGUGGUUUGAUCGGCUGCGUUGAGAUCUUGGUCCGGUUGCUGGUCUUGCAGUGUUGACCUGGUGACGGAUCGGCGAACACUGGGGAUGCGGAGGGUGGAAGGAGGGGACCCGGCAUGGUGAUUGCCCGGCCUCUUGAGGCACUAUCCCGCUGAUUGUUACGGAAUUGUUGUGAAUAAACAUCCACGACG